Molecule: messenger RNA, 2769 nt
Organism: Pelobates fuscus (common spadefoot toad)
Lineage: Eukaryota; Metazoa; Chordata; Amphibia; Anura; Pelobatidae
Product: toll-like receptor 13
Exons: 1
Coding region: 1-2733 (910 amino acids)
Biological process (GO): toll-like receptor signaling pathway; immune response; inflammatory response
Cellular component (GO): plasma membrane
Molecular function (GO): protein binding; transmembrane signaling receptor activity
Source: RefSeq, a predicted model, not a curated record
AUGGAGAGACAAUAUGAGAAAUAUGCAGAUCUCGUGUUUAAUAAUUGUGAUGACUUUACACAAGUGAAUUUCACGAUUGCAGCGUAUUGUCCAGUUGAUAAUUAUAAUCUACACAAUUCCCUGGAAGAAGUGCCAGUAGAAACUGACUGGCUUUGUAUAUUCUUUUCCGAUGUCACCAUCAAAACUGGAAUGUUUUCUCGCUUCAGUAACCUGAAAUCUUUAUAUUUAAUGGGCGAUUUCAAACUUUUACCUGAAAGUUUUGAACGCCUUACCCAGCUUACCACUCUUUGGAUACUCCCGCAUCAUUACACAGUCACUGGAAAACUGGACUUCGGAAGACUUAACAACCUGCAAAGGCUCAAAUUAAAUGAAUUUCAGUUUUCUGAUGUAAAUAUGUCAACGUUUGGGGACUUGACACAACUGAAGCAAUUGGAUUGGUCUCACAAUGAGAUCACAUCAUUUUCACUCUUGACAGAGCAUUUGACAAAGCUGAAAUACUUACAGGAUCUGUUCGUGGAGAAUAAAAUCCAUGCACUCCAAAAAGUCGAUUGCGUUUCUGACAAGUUAUCUCUUGGUAAUCCCUAUGUAAAUUUUAGUAUUCGUAAUCUGAGUUUUGGUAGAAACCAGAUACACUCUUUGGAAAAUAAUUCAUUAUGCAAUUUUCCAAAGCUUUCUUUUUUUAAAAUUAAUCUUCACCCACUGAGUGCUGACGAUUUAUUUUACACUGGAAUUGAGACAGUUGACACAAUGUCAUUAGCAGAUAUACAGUUUGGGUAUAUUGAAAUUUGUGUAUAUGCGUCAUACUUUAAAGUGAAAGAUCUUCGACUAAUGAAUACUGAAUUGGUUAGUAUUGAAACAGCGAACGGUUCAUGCUCAACAUUGGAGACUUUAGAUGUAUCUUACAACAUGAUAGAAAAGGUGUCUUUUUUGCAGAUAGAAAAAUUGAAAAACUUAACCGACCUUAAUAUAUCCAACAACAGAAUUAAUGCAUUGGCUGUAUGUCCCAAUACAUUUUCAAUCAAAAUGGAGCUUCUCUACCUUAAUAUAUCAUUCAACUUUAUAACAUCAUUAGAAGAAGGACAAUUUGCUUGUCAAAAAAAUCUAAAAAUGUUGGAUCUGAGUAACAAUCAAAUUGCUGAAAUAAGAAACUGUACAUUUUGUGGUUUAAAGGUACUGGAAGUUUUACAUUUGGACUAUAACCACAUUUACAUGAUUCAAGAAUAUGCCUUUUCAGAUCUAUUUGCUUUAAAACAGUUAAAUUUGUAUGGCAAUCAGUUAAAUUCAAUAGAUGAGUGGGCAUUUUAUGAUCUACAUCAAAUAGAAGAGCUUACACUUACUUUUACAUACGAUGUAGAAGAAAUUUGGUGGUCAAAACAUAUUGCUAAUACGCUAAAUAAACUUUCUCUAAAAACCACAAAUACAUAUAUCACGCUGUUAUAUGAGAAUUUCAACAAUUUGUUUCACUUAGAAAACCUAGAAUUAGAUGCCCAAUAUUUAUAUGUUGACAUUUGUGAGUAUUUCCCCUUUCAUAGAAUAAAGGAGUUGCAUUUAUUAAAUAACAUUGUUUUUGACUGCAUGGAUGCAACACUGCCAGUACUGGGCAAUUUCAUAAAUCUUGAAAAACUAUAUUACAGAGCAUAUUAUACCGAGCCUUUAGAAAUGACGGUCACAAUCAAUUCAUCAAUAAGAUAUUUAGAAAAACUUGAAUUUCUUUGCUUAGAUAAUACAGAAAAAUUUGCAGAAAAUUUACUCAUAAACCCAUAUGAGUUAUUUCAGGGCUUAGUAAACCUUAAGACUUUACAAUUGAUAAAUUCAGGAUUGGAAUAUUUUACCUCCAAUAUGAUGUUUAAUGAUUUAAAAUCUGUGAUAUUUUUACUCAUAGAAAAUCAAAAUAUAAAGGACAUAAAAGCUGAGGCAUUUUCCCCAAUGAGUAACUUAAACUAUAUUUAUUUAUAUGAUACAACCUUAGCAUGUAACUGUCAGCUAAAUUGGUUUAAUCAGUGGCUCCUGUAUAACAAGCAAGUUUCAUUCAUUGAUUUCUAUGAUCAGAAGUGUUUGGUUAGAGCAAAAAAGUCUGACUCCACAUUGUCAACGUUCUUAGAUAGCUGUACAACAGAUUUGCAAUUUACACUUUUUAUAGCUUCAUUUGUAGGCAUGGUACUGUUUAUAUUGAUAAUUCUCUUUCAUGAAAGCAUUUGGUGGUAUACCCUAUAUUUAUUCUAUACAGUGAAAUGUUGGCUGAAUCGCCGGAAAGAAGACGAACAAUACAAGUAUGAUGUAUUUGUUUCCUAUAAUACCACUAAUGAACAGUGGAUAACAGAGGAGUUACUUCCCAAUCUGGAAAACAAUGGUCCCCCUAUUUUUAAAGUGUGCAUCCAUAAUCGUGAUUUUGAGAUUGGCAGAGACAUAGUUGAGAAUAUAGUGGACAGUAUCUAUAAAAGCAGGUGGACUAUCUGCCUUAUUACACAUAGUUACCUACAAAGUUAUUGGUGCUCCCUAGAGUUGCGAAUGGCAACUUACAAACUUGUAGCAGAGAAUAAUAAUUCUCUCAUAUUGAUAUUCCUUGAUAAGAUCUCCAAGGAAGAGAUUCAAUGCUAUCACAGACUGACCAAACUGUUAGAUAAAAAAACCUACUUGGAAUGGCCAGAAGAUCCUAAUGGACAGAAGUUAUUUUGGGCAAGAUUACGUAAAGUAAUUGGUAUUCAUGUUGAGAAAGAUCAUGAUGAGCUGUAAUCACCGAGAAAGAGACCACAUUAUUAUCUACUGCAA